AUGAUGACAUUUCAAAGCGAUGGGUUCGACAAAUCACAAAAACAAGGGGCCACACAAUGGUGACACGAGAUACUCACAUACCUAGCGAUUUAUUUAUAGCUGACAGCGCGAAAAUCGGUUCCAAAUUGA
Molecule: messenger RNA, 129 nt
Organism: Acaulospora morrowiae
Lineage: Eukaryota; Fungi; Glomeromycota; Glomeromycetes; Diversisporales; Acaulosporaceae
Source: the annotation of a GenBank genome assembly